Messenger RNA from Mizuhopecten yessoensis (Yesso scallop), 865 nucleotides. RefSeq lists its product as uncharacterized. The transcript has 4 exons. Lineage: Eukaryota; Metazoa; Mollusca; Bivalvia; Pectinida; Pectinidae. The record is from RefSeq and is a predicted model, not a curated record. The annotation marks the transcript as partial.
AAUUUGAUAUAAAAAGUUGUUACAUGGUCUUGGUAACAUUUUCUCAAAUUAAUUGUGCUGGUCUUUUUUAUUGAUUACAGAUUACAAAAUAGGAAAUAAGUGUUUUAGAAAUGGCGUCGUCUCCACAAGGUAUAUACACUGGCCUCAAGACCAAAAUGAAAAAUGCAUAUUACACCGACAACAUGGUCAAUAAUCUCGAGAACUUCAGAGCUGAGGCUUCAACCUUUCUAUCUGGUCCAGGUGAAUAUCAAGACCUUUCCUUUCUAAAGAUAUGUGAGAAUUUGGAAGGAAACGGAGAUAUUGGCUGGAAUAAGCUCGAGAAUCUAAAAACACUCGUACAAAGUACGACUGGAGGAAAAAAGCAACUUCUUGAUAUGAUCAACGAUGCUGAAAGAGAAAUACAGCCGAGUUUGCCAGGUUCAGCGAGAUGGUUGCCACCGAAGAGCGAUGCACAGAAACUGGAAUUAAGAGAUGAGUCAAUUGUUGUGUUAAUGGAGAAGGAAGAAUAUCGAGUAAAUGAGGGUGCUACAGCCUACUUAGACUGCUCGGUAGACCCAAAACCGAAACGUGUCAUCUGGAAAAAGGGAGACAAAAUCCGAGUAGACAAACGAAUCCCUAUGAACAAUAAAAAAUACUAUUGUUCUGGUCCACCUGACCCAACACUUAUUAUACGGUCAGCAGAGAAAAAAGACGCGGCUCACUACCAAUGUACUGCCAAGGAUAUUGAUACCGCCAAUAAUAUUGAAAUAGAAGUUAAAGGCGAUACUGUUCUAUUAGAAGUGGCGUCAGGAGCAAAUGAGUCGGACAGUUACAGAAAUGACAGAUCGAGAUCUCGUUCUCGGGACAGACAGAGGGAAUCUCGCAG